AUGACCCAAACUCCUUACCAUGGUGGUGACCACCACCCGCCGCCCCUGUUUGUUGCUGAGCUUGACAGCCAGCCUGGACGUCCCAGUGAUGCACCAUCCCACCAUGGACCUGACGGAACACCUAUAUUUGAGAUGGCGAGCGAGCCAGUGCCUGCACAACAACCGCAGACUCAGACUCCUGGCGAGAACCACUCCAGUCCGCCCGAUGAGUGGCCGGCACCUCUGAAGAGCCCAGGUAUGCCCAAUACCAAAUCACAGGGAGGGACCAAGGACGAGCCAAGCAAGGAUGCGUCUGCUACGUCUCAACCCGUCAUGGCUAAUCCCUGGGCAUACUUUGGACCCGAGUCACCAGAGAACAAGUUCAAAGAACCGCAGGCCGAAGGCCGUCGUCCUUCCGCGCCUGUGUACAAACCUUAUCCUGGCAAUAGCGAAACAUGUCCACCAGAGGUCCCUCAGAGCACACGUCCGUCUGCCAAUGUUUCAACUCCCGAUCUCACAAGUGGUAGCAACACCUUCUAUCCUGCGCCGCUCAAGCUUGCCCAUCGUCCUGCCAAACCGGCCUCUCCUCCAGCCUUUAAGCCCUAUGCUCCCCCAGAGUCACAGGAUACAUCAGAUCUACUGCCCAAGCCUUUGAACAGGCCUGACAGGACCAAUACGCAGUCACCCACGACUCCGAGCUCAUACCAGCCGUACAGACCACAUUCACCUCAACAUCCUGAUCAUGCUGCCCCGGCAUUUGACCAUCGCCCUGCCACUACGUCGCCUCUUCAGACUGCUCCUUUGGCGUCCCCUCCAGGCGUAGCACAGCAGCAACCGUUGGACCCAGCUCCUCACCACUUCCAUUCAACAGCAUCUCCAAUCCAGCCUGUGAACCCUCCAGAUAAAGAGCCCAACCUACCGUCACGGCCAUCCAAUAGUCUUCCCACGUCUCCUAAACCUCAGCCUGAGCCACAACCGCAGAAACAGUAUGGGAUCCCAAACGCCGCUCCGGCCAAGCCUGUACCAUCGCCUGCGUCUGCACACCUUCCUUCUCCUAUGACCCCUUCGUUCCAGCAGGCUUCAGUAGUUGCCCCCUCGCCAGCAACUCCUGCACCAAGUGCAGGUGUACCCUUCUCUCAACCACAAUAUGCUGCUCAUGUCAUUGUCCCUAGCUAUUCACAGGCAUCCACGCCUGGUGCUAGCACGUCUUCACCAGCAGUCUCAAACAAUCCUGGAUUGCCAUUUGCUCAGCCGCAAUACGCCGUUCCAGUCCAGACUCAUGACUAUGGGCCGUGCCAGUCAUCUGUAACCGCUUCUACGACUGCUUCACCGGGAGUUUCCAGCCCAGCAUACAGCUCGUCUCAAUUGUCUCCAGCUCAACCCAACUAUGGCGUUCCGCAGCCGAUGUAUGCACCGACUCCAGCCAGCUCAACGCCAGGCGGCAUCAAUUCCCCUUUGCCGCAGUCACCUGCUCCUUAUCAACAAGCUGCCCAUGCAGGUCCUGCGACCCAUCAAUUGCAUACCCAACAGUUAAAUACGCAAUCAUAUGUGACCCCGAACCCAGCACAAAUCCCACAAUCACCGCCUCCUCCAUAUGCACCCCAAGACACGGGUCCUGGAGUUGGGGCAAACCCUCAAGCACCAAGCAAUCAUAUGAUGUACCAACCAUCUCCUGUUGGCGCUUACUCCCCUCAACCUCAAUAUCCUACACAGCCAUCUUACGCUCCGACGACAAGUCCUCCCUUACAGGGUCUCCAGCCUCCGGCACUUCCUCCACGGCCUUCGUCUUCACAAGGAUUCGCACCAUCAUCCGGAUUUGGUUCUGGUCCAACUGGCUACAACCCAUCCAACUAUCCGCCGCCACCUCAGACUUAUUUCUCGCCCCCUCCCGCUUUGCCCCCACGUCCUGGUCUUGGAAAGUUGGCUGGCGGAGGAGGAAAGAUAUUUGGAAGCAGCUCCGCGGAUAAGUGGCUGAGGAAGACAGGACAAGUGUUAGAAAGCACACUGGCACCGUAUUUGCAAGGACAGUCAGGAUCGUAUCGACCAGGCUCACACGGUCCGCAAGGACAACAAGGACAACCGGUACAGCAAGCUCCUGGACCCAACCCACACCAAGCACAAUAUUUCCAUGCACCGCACUUAGCACCUCAGUUCAGAGGUGCGCCAGAAUCUGGACCACCACAACAUGGGCCAGGCGCACCGGGAUAUUAG
Messenger RNA from Fusarium graminearum PH-1, 2190 nucleotides. RefSeq lists its product as uncharacterized. Lineage: Eukaryota; Fungi; Ascomycota; Sordariomycetes; Hypocreales; Nectriaceae. The transcript has a single exon. Bases 1 to 2190 code for a protein of 729 amino acids. The record is from RefSeq and is a predicted model, not a curated record.